Molecule: messenger RNA, 1449 nt
Organism: Fusarium subglutinans
Lineage: Eukaryota; Fungi; Ascomycota; Sordariomycetes; Hypocreales; Nectriaceae
Exons: 2
Coding region: 1-1449 (482 amino acids)
Source: RefSeq, a predicted model, not a curated record
AUGGAUCCAAAUCUAGAGCUUUAUAAGAGCCUAUUGCACCUUACCCCGUACCAGCGCCGCGACCGCAUGGCACAUCUUCCCCGAUCUGAGUUCAAUAGAGUCAGCACAAUUGUCCAAGAGGAGGAUGCUGCCAAGAGGCUAGAAGAGACCAUCGCAGGUCGGGACCUCGUUCAAGUGGCCUUAGCUAAUCCUUCCGAGAUCAAAGAGGAUGGACAAUUGAAGAAUAUCGUGCUUGGCCGGACCAACCGCCUUGAGGACGAGGACAGCAUGGCAGAACGCAUCACCAACAGUGUCGCAGAUAGCAGUUCGACCUUGAUCAGUUACAUCGCAGGCUUCGAUAAGAUGGCUCAUCCUUUGUGCUUGGAUGCCUGGAAGCUAGUGUAUUGCGACAUGUAUUACGUUGACGGAGGCAAUGCUACGCUACAGGAGAUCUACGAAACACGCCUACAGGAAGAAGAACUUCAGACGCCUGCCGCCCGAGCCAGAGAGCUUAUCAGGGAUUUUCAACUCAAGAAGGCUCGUAGGAACGCAAAGUGGAUGAUUCCUGCCAUCGAACGUCUUCCAGGAGAGGAACUAAAAGGUUGGGCGGAACAAGAUCCUGGCCUCAUGCAACGACUCGUCAGUGAGGGCAAGAUCGAGGAAGCCAUGGAACUCCUUUCGAAACCAAAUUCCUACAAGGAUAUGUUGGCAGAAAUCUGGACACAGGUAUCUCCUCCGCCGCCAGCAUGGCUAAAGAAGAUCUUUGAUACUGGUAAACAAUUUGGCUUUGUCUACUACAGGUCUAGAGAAUUGUACCAGACACGCUAUAACUGGAGCUCUGUCUGGAGUCGAAUUACUAAUACCUCCUCUCCACCGGGGGUGAGCUGGGGCGAUAUUCAUUGCCAAGGUAGCAAGAACUGGAUGUCAUUGUCUUCGCUUAAAACUGAGAACUGGCCUAUGUUCUCCCCUAAUGAGGAGUUGGCUGAAGACGACGACCUCCGCAAGCAUUUCAAAGAAUACUGCGAGGAGAACCGUUCCAAAACCGAAGAGGAUGAAAAGAAGGAGAAGAAGAAGGAGAAGAAGAAGGAGAAGAAGAGAAAGAGAACGAACACAGAUGACAAUGAGAAUCUGCUGUCUCCUGGAAUUUUGCGAAAUACCUUCAUUGUCAUUCCCCUCGAAUUUGCUUCCGGAAAUCUCAAUAUUGAGCAUUUUGACUUUUACAACCCCUGCUGGGUUUGGGCAUAUGACGCAGACUGGGACGGAUCGGAAGAAGAGACUGUUAUCGACGGGGAGAAGUACGAAGGCCGGGUCAAGGUGGCCAAAUGGUCGCUCAACUCCUGGUUCUACGCUGCUCGCUGGGAGGGUGUCAGUCUUCGGGAUAUGUGGCUCAAGGCGCAGAAGCAUCCGGACAAGUACUGGAUUUGUUAUACAAAGGAGUUAGAGGAGUGGGAUCACGAGCCAUACAUCUAG